GCUCCCGCCGAGCGGAUCAGCCGCAGAGUCUCGCCGCGCGUCCAUCGCGCGUCUUCGUGUGCCCAGGAGACCCCUCGCUUCGCGCUCCAUCCGCUCAGCCGAGGGGGCCAUGAUCCGCAGCCGCAGGGAGGUGGAGCGAUGCGUGUCCAGCCUGGAGCGGAGCGCGCACUCCCCGCGAGAGAAAAAGCUGAAGGGCCUCCUGUUUGGAAAGCUGUACUAUGAAGCCAAGGACUUUGAGGUGGCCAGGAGGCAUGUGUCCGACUACUUAACCAUCAACGAGAAAGAUCCGAAAGCACACAAGUUCCUAGGGCAGAUUUACGAAGCCGAGGGAGACAAAGUUAAAGCUGCCGGAUGCUUCAAGCGUUCACUGGAGCUGAACGGAGCCCAGAAGGAGCUGGUGCUGAAAGUGGCGGAGCUGCUGAGCGAAGGCCGCGCCCUACAGGAUGGCAGCGCUAAGUACUGGGUGGAGCGCGCUGCAAAAGUCUUCCCCGGGAACCCCGCCGUGUUCUCGCUCAAGGAGAAGCUGCUACGCAUGGGCGGGGAGCCUGAGGAGCUGGAGGCGCUGGUGCGGGAUGAGCUGCGCCUGCGGCCCCACGAGCCAGCGCUCAACGUCCACCUGACCCAACUGCUGCUCGACUCGGGACGGCACUCGCUAGUGCUGCAGCACGUGCGCUCCGUGGAUGCGUCUCCCGGCCUGCGCCAUGCCCUCACCUGGCAGCAAUGCGUCGUCUCCUCGCUGCAGGGAGUUGUGCGAGGGAGGGCAGAGGAGCGUGAGGAGGUGAGGCUGCGGUUGCUACUUGCGCUGCAUCACGUGGUGCGGCUGUCCCUGGGGACAAGAGACAUCGCAGAGGCAGUCGACGCUCUCAGAAGGUUUGAUGAGGAGCUCGGCACCGCCCUGGUGGAGGAGGGCGAUUGGAGUCCCGUGCUGGCUGAGCUCAAGGGACAGCUGUACCUGCACGCUGGCACCCUGCUGCUGCAGAUGGCACGGGACCGGCUGGCAAACUGGAGGGCAGUGGUGGACCAGGCUGCCCUGUGCUACAUGCUGUCCUACCAGGUUGACCGUAUCGAGCUGAAGUCCAAAAGCAGGGUGGUGACUGGGCAGGACAUGGACAGCCUCUCGUGCGAUCGGCUGAGCCAGGCAGGCCACAUGCUGGUGACGCUGUGUGAGGGCAAGCCGGAGGACUACCUGGUCCAGGUGGCGGAGUCGCUGGCUGGCCCCGCUGGGCAGGAUGCCCUCGUGAAGGCCGUGUACGCGGGCCAGCCGCCACCCUGCUCGCUGCUGGCGUCGGACGAUAUCCCCCAGCAGCUGCGCACGCAUGUCCCCGACAUGCACCGGCUGCUCGACUAUGACACGGGUGCGGUGGCGGAGCAUGGCGGGGACCUGCAGCAGCUGGUGUGGCUGUCCCUGAUGUGGUACGACUCGUCCGACCCACGGCCCGACCACCUCAAGUGGCUGUCGCCGCUCUUCCCCAAGAUGAGGCUGGAGACGGAGCGGCUGGAGUCGGACUCUGGGGAGACCACGGCUCUUUUGGAUAUGGAGGUGUUCUUGCUGGGCGUGACGUUUGCAGCGAACGCCCAGCUCGGGGAGAAGAUAGAAAAUCUGCGCCGAGCCGACGAGCCGCGACUGAGCCCACUGCCACUGUGUCGCCUUCUCAUCAGCGAUCGGCAGAGGCAGUGGUGGCAAGCGGUGCACAGCCUGCUCAACAGACAGGCGCAGCCGGGCACGCUGGCCAAGCUGAGGUUGAGGGUCCAGCAGGAGCUGCCGGUGCUGCGCGCACACGAGCGGCACGGGCUGCAGCCGGCGCUGCUCGUCCACUGGGCCGACACCCUCGUGCGCAAGGGCAGCGCGCAGAGGAGCAAGGCGGCCCGGCGCGACUACGUGGCGCGCGGCGCCUACUACUGGGAGAGGGUGCUCCCCUUGCUGCAGCUGGCGCGCAAGCACAAGGACAUCCCCGAGCCCAUCGAGCCGCUCUUCUGGCACUUCCACAGCCGUGACAUCCAGCCGCAAGAGGCUGACGCGUUCAUCGCAUCGGCAAAGCUGGCGCUCGGGACGCUGUCGCUUGUGCGAGAAGAAUACGACGAUGCGGUGAUGAGGUUCGAGGCCGUGGGGACCCCGCUGGCCUUCUGGAACUGUGCCCUGCUUUUCCAGAGCCUGGCGGAGGACGCAGACCCCGGUGGAGAGGAGACGGAUGGCCCGGAGGGAGAGGAGUGCCGGGCGCAGCUCCGAAAGGCCGAGGGAUACCUGCUCAGGAUCAUGCGCAUGCUGCCCGAGCACGACUGGGACGCCCCUGCGGAGGACGGCGAGCAGGCCGGGGUGAGCGUGAGCUCCGUGCGCGAUCUUCUGGAUGCGCUGCGAGCACGGCUGGAGCAGUCCCGUGUCGAACUGAACGGAGACCUCACCAAUGGUGGCGACCUCGGCAACAGCAGCGUCGCCGCCUCUAUGCGGUCAUCGGCCUCGCCCGCCAAGGCCACCACCCUCACCUCUCCACUCAAGAGCAUUCUGGGCUCCCCGCGGACCUCCCCUCGUUGGGCCCAGCAGCAGACGCACCUCCUGGAGACACUGUGCCACCAAGUGCAGGGGUUGCAGAAUGUGAUGCGCGGCCUGCAAAUGGGGACGCCUGAGGGCGCGGGUGGCGUGCAGUCUCGCAUGCACAUGGUCAUGGAGGGUGGCUACCCGGCUGAGACGCUCGCCGACUCGUAUCAGGCGCCCGCCUCCUUCCAGCAGGGCGUGCCUCUCACGGUGUCGACAGGAGGAACGUCGGCUUUUUACAACCAGUCUCCCGGCUACAACACACAGUACCUGCUACGGACCACCACGCCUGCCAAGCACCCCAACAUGUACAGCGGGAUCCCGCGCCUCACACCGCAGCAACAGCAGCCGCCGCAGCAGCAGCCACAGCCCCCCCCGCACGUCUACUCGUACCAGCAGCCCCCUGCGAGCACGCCCCCCGCACCCUCCUCGGCCCCACGCAUCUACCCCCAGGACGUGUUCAGUGGCUCUGGCUACCCGCACGGCUCUGCUUACGGCUACGACUCGGCAGUGUCCGGCAGCGUGCUGUCCCCCUAUGGUAAUCAGUUCUAUGAGCCCCCAGCCACCAGCAACCCGGCGCUGCCCGAGCCAGGAUUUUUCACCAUGCCCCCGGCCAACCGCGUGCCGGACGCACCCAGAGCUGUGGCGAGCCCCAGUCUGCAGGGCCAGCCGCCCGGGCAGUUGAUGCAGCAGCAGCAGCAGCAGCAGCCCGCCUUCCAGUUCAGCAACAAUUUCCGGUCGGAUGAUGGCGAUUAUACGUUCUCUUCGCCGGUGGGAAGGCAGGGUCCGGCUGGUUCACUGACCACGGGUACGCCCAUCAAGAUGGAACAACUGCCACAAAACGCCUCGUCACACGGCAAGCCCUUUCCUCCCUCGUCCUCCCAGGCCGGGCCCCCUCCGAGUUUGUCUCAGGACACCGCUCCGUACUUCGAUGUGAAAGCGCUGUCUGGGAUGUCUUUCGCCGACCUCGCUGCACAGAGUUUGGACAAGGAAGUCGGGUUUGGCCAGACCACGGGCGGCACAACAAACACCUUUUCCUUCAAGGACCGGGGAAGGCCGCUCUUCCAGCAGUCCACUCCGGCAAGGGGGGAUGAUGGCAGCGACGGUGAGGUGGACAGCGUCCUUGGGGAGGAAGAUGGGCCACACUUUGAGCCCGUUGUUCCUCUGCCGGACAAGGUGGAAGUGAAAACGGGAGAAGAGGACGAGGAGGAGCUGUACUGCAACCGCGCAAAACUAUUCCGAUUCGACGCCGACAGCAAAGAGUGGAAAGAGCGCGGAGUUGGCAAUUUUAAGAUUCUCUGUCACCACGUGUCAGGGAAGCUGCGGGUGCUGAUGCGGCGUGAGCAGGUCCUGAAGAUCUGUGCGAACCACUACAUCACGGCCGAGAUGACCCUGAACCGCAACGCCGGCUCCGACAAGUCCUGGGUUUGGCACGCACUCGAUUUUGCCGACGAAGUACCAAGGCACGAGCAGCUCGCGAUCAAGUUUAAAACGGCGGAGGAGGCGGUCGUUUUUAAAACCAAAUUUGAGGAGGCACAGCAGCUGCUGAAAAAUGUUGUGAGUGACGGUGACGAAGGCGAUAAACCUCUGGCUCUCGUGAAAGGCCCUUCUAAACAAAGCUCUUCUAAAUCAGCUCGAGCCGGAAGUCAAGCUCCUGUCUUCAAGAUGAUCCCGGUGGGGUUCGGCGCGAAGUUUGAGAAAAAGGAGGGCGAGUGGGACUGCUCGGUGUGCGUGGUGAGGAACAAGCCCGAUGCUGAUGCGUGCAUCGCCUGCCUCAGCGCAAAGCCUGGAGGAGGGGACAGGCCGGGGCAGAAGCCUGCAGCGUUUGCACCUUCUGGCUCUGGGAGCAGCGCCUCCUUUCCCGACUUCAAAUUCAGCACUAUCUCCGCAAGAAACGCUGUCGAGUGUCCUGGGUCUUUGGCACUUGGCUCUGCUCCCGAUUUUCGAUUUGCUUCAUCAAGCUGGCCUUUCAAGUCCACUCAAGAUAACAAAACACCUGCCGUGGCGUCGCCUGCAGUUUCCGGCAAGGGGUUCGGUGCACAGUUCGCAAAGAAAGAAGGACAGUGGGAUUGUGAGAUCUGUGUCGUUCGGAAUGACAGCAGCGCCACUUCGUGUGUUGCCUGUCAGACCCCCAAUCCCGGAGCCCCUCCAGAGAGCAAUACGUUCACCGAAGGCCUCCCGUCGCUCACCGGGGUGACGGCUUUUCAAUUUGGUUUACCGACAGAGAGCGACAAGCAAGGUUCCGGCUUUAUGCAAGCAGCGACCAGCUUUGCUUUUGGGAUGGGCUCCGAUGCAGCCACCGGAUUCAGCUUUGGUAUCGCAACUGGAAACAGCGCUGCCAGCAGCACGGCCAAGACCAUUCAGCCAGGGUCAUUUAGUUUUACCCAGGCCUCCACAACCACUCCCUCUUCGGUGGAGAGCUGCCACCAAGCUCCUGCUUUCCCGAAGCUGCUAGGAUUUGGUUCCCAGUUUUCCAAGAAAGAGGGCGAGUGGGACUGUGAAACAUGCGCAGUUCGUAACAAACCUGAGCUUGCCACGUGCGCUGCCUGCCAGACGAGAAAACCGGACGCCACCACAAGUAUUCCACGUUUGGCAGAGAGCAGCCAAGCCUCUGCCGUCAGGAACCUGACAGGAUUUGGUUCGCAGUUUUCCAAGAAAGAGGGCGAGUGGGACUGUGAAACUUGCGCAGUUCGUAACAAACCUGAGCUUGCCGCGUGCGCUGCCUGCCAGACGAGAAAACCGGACGCCACCACAAGUAUUCCACGUGUGGCAGAUAGCAGCCAAGCCCCUGCCUUUGGGAACCUGACGGGAUUUGGUUCGCAGUUUUCCAAGAAAGAGGGCGAGUGGGACUGUGAUACUUGCGCAGUUCGUAACAAGCCUCACCUUGCCGCGUGCGCUGCCUGCCAGACGAGAAAACCGGACGCCACCACAAGUAUUCCACGUGUGGCAGAUAGCAGCCAAGCCCCUGCCUUUGGGAACCUGACGGGAUUUGGUUUGCAGUUUUCCAAGAAAGAGGGCGAGUGGGACUGUGAUACUUGCGCAGUUCGUAACAAGCCUCACCUUGCCGCGUGCGCUGCCUGCCAGACGAGAAAACCGGACGCCACCACAAGUAUUCCACGUGUGGCAGAGAGCAGCCAAGCCCCUGCCGUCAGGAACCUGACGGGAUUUGGUUCUCAGUUUUCCAAGAAAGAGGGCGAGUGGGACUGUGACACUUGCGCAGUUCGUAACAAGCCUGAGCUUGCCGCGUGCGCUGCCUGCCAGACGAGAAAACCAGGCACUCAACCAACAGAGAAACCUCCAGCACCUUUAACCGGGUUCGGACAACCCAGCUCCGGGUUUGGAUCGUCAAUGUCUGGUUUCACGUUCGGCACCUUGACUGCCAAGUCUGAUGAAUCGGGCUUCAGCUUUGGUUCGUUGGCUCCUGUGGCUGGCCAGGCGAGCGCUUUUAAAUUUGCCACGCAGGAGGGGAAAGAGAGGAAAGGGCCUUGCCAACCAGGGUCCGCAUCGCUCCUGCUCAAGAUUCUUGCAGAAGAUCACGAGAGAGCGGAGGUUCCCAACUCAAGUGGCCCUGUCGGAGGGCAAGGCUUCUCUGGUGCCAUUCUUUCAGAUUUUAAGCCGAUGAGCGCGGACGGAUUCCAGGGCUUUUCCGGCACUUCUUUUGCUGAUCUGGCGACGGCCCAGCCCCUGGAGUUUGGAAAGAAUCAGUCGAGUUUUUCCAACUUUCCCAGCAUUGGGAAGGCGCUGUUUGGCGUGACUGCCGAUGCCGAUACGUCAGGACAGGAGGACUCUAACGAAAUGUACAAGACGGAGGAAGACGACGAGAUUCAUUUUGAGCCCGUGGUGCAAAUGCCCGACAAGGUGGACCUCGUCACAGGAGAGGAGGAGGAGGAAGUGUGCUACUCUCAGCGAGCCAAGCUGUUUCGCUUCGACACGACCGUGUCUCAGUGGAAAGAGAGGGGCGUUGGAGACAUUAAAAUCCUGCGGAACAAGCAGACGGGCAGAACUCGCAUACUGAUGCGACGCGAGCAGGUGCUGAAGGUGUGCGCCAACCACUGCAUCACCACUUCCAUGAGCCUCAAUCCCAUGAAGGGCUCCGACCGCGCUUGGGUGUGGGUGGCCAACGAUUUCUCGGAGGGGGAGCCCAAGGUCGAGCAGCUCGCCGUAAAGUUCAAGACUCCUGACGUCGGCGUCGAGUUCAAGGCGAAGUUCGAGGAGUGUCAGCGGGGCCUGUUGGACAUGCCUCUGCAGACACCGCACAAGCUUCUGCAGACGGGCAAGGCCGCGGAACUGAUCCAGAAAGCGGAGAAGAUGAAGUUUGAGCUCAAGGGCUUCAAGGAGCAGUUCUCCGCCUUGGACAACAAAUCCAAGCAGGCGGCAAGCGACGGCCACGCCGUGGUGACGUCCACCCCGACCGGGGGCACGCCAGCGGCCCUGCGGCCGGGCUCUCUGUCGGAGUGCGUUGUCCCCACGCUCGAGUGGGACGACUAUGACCUGCGCGAGGGAGCAUCCACUUGCGACACCUCUGCGGGCACCUCCCUGCUCCGAUCGCCGCCACCGCCGCAGGCGCCCGACAAACACGACCACUCCGCGUCGGACAAGCUGCCCUUCCGCUUCGGGGAGACGGCCGCCGGCUUCAACUUCAGCUUCCAGCCCAUCGUGAGCCCCGGCAAGUCGCCGGGGGCCCACCAGCACCGGAACUCCACCAACGAGGAGAACGAGGAAGAGGAGGAGGAGAGCAAGGAAGAGGAUAACCUGCACUUCGAGCCCAUCGUGCCCUUGCCCGCGCUGAUAGACGUGCGCACGGGAGAGGAGGAGGAGCAGGAGGUCUUUGUCCACCGGGCCAAGUUGUACCGCUACGACCGCGAGGCGGCGCAGUGGAAGGAGCGUGGGGUGGGCGAUGUGAAGCUGCUGCAGCGGCUGGAGGACGGUCGCGGGCGGCUGCUCAUGCGGCGCGAGCAGGUGCUCAAGAUCUGCGCCAACCACUGGCUCACGGCCGACACGCGGCUCGAGCCCAUGCGCGGCUCCGACAGGGCGUGGGUGUGGAACGCCCUGGACUCGUCGGACGGCGAGCCGCGGAUGGAGCACCUGGCGCUGAGAUUCAAGCAGCUGGAGACGGCCGUGGUGUUCCGCCAGGCGGUGCUGGACAUACAGGAGGCGCAGGAGACGAGGCAGCUUGUCCCGCCGGUGCAAUUUGCGCCGCCGACCCCCACGCGCGUGCUCUCCGUCUCCGAGUCGGCGGAACCCGACAAGGGAACAGGGCCCGCCGAGGACAACGAGGGGGACGCCAUCACCGAGGUCGAUGAGCCGUCGUCGCCACCCCGCCCGGAAAUGGGCGGCGGCUCGGAGUCGACGCCCAGCCCGGCCAAGUCGGUGAUCUCUCCCGCCAAGUUCUCGUUCGGCUUGGAAGCGCUGCAGAGCCUGUUUACGUCCGACAAGCCAGCCGGUGGUGACGCAGGAAAACCCAUCGCUGGGUUUGACUUCAGCACCAAUAAACCAGGGCCUACUCUGGCCACGAAAUUCACUUUUGGCUCCUCCGGCAUGGCCAACGACGCACCUGGUAGUUCGCCUUUCAGUUUCCUGAAUUCUGCAGGUAAGGCGACUUUCAGCUUCGAGCCUCAGCGUUCGUCGAAGGAGCCGACCGCAGCGUCAAGUUUUGACUUCACGGCUUCACCGUUUUCCUUCGCACCUCCCGGCGGCGGCGACGGUAGCGAUGCGGGGAGCGAUGGCGCUCAGUCCUCGCUGGCUACCAAGAUUGUCAGCAAAGGCCUCCGAGGGGCCUCCCCGACCACCGCGACCGGCAGUGGCAGCUGCUUUGCGUUUCACCUCCCACAGCAAGCCACGACAAGCAGCGGUGAGGAAGAGCAAACUCGGCAACCCAAGGUGGAAGAGGAGGAUGAGGAUGAGGGAGGCGAGGUGGAGGUGGUGUGGGAGCUCAGCCCCAAGGAGGAGCAGAGAGUCUUGGCGGAGUUGCUGCUGCUGCCCGCGACGUUCUUCUGCUACAAAAACGAGCCCGGCUACACCAGCGACUCCGACGAGGAAGAUGAGGAUUUCGCCACUGCCGUCAGGAACCUGAAGGGGAAGCUCUACCUGGAGAGGGACUCUGAGCACAGGAGGCCACGUGUGGAGGCUCCACGCGCCACCACCUGCGGUGGCCACGGCGUUGUCGUCGUCGAGGCAGCCGCCAACGUUCCCGAGCAAGAGCAGCGGCCGGCACAGGAGGCGGAAUCGGCGAGCCGCCCUGAAGCCUCGACUCCAGCGGAAGCUGACCCCGGCGCACGCUCAGCCACGCCGCCUCACCGGGCUGCUGUGGGGGCACCCGUGGAUGUGAAGAUGACCGUGCAGGCUUCACGGCCUGGCCUCCUCCCCACCCCUCCCGCCGCAGCGGACGUGAAGGGGGAUGCUGCUUCGCUGGUGCAGGAGAGCCGCCCCCGCACGGCGGCGGUUGCGGAUGAGGAGGUCGUCUUUGCCGGUCAGCUGAGCCCCACGGAGGAGCAGCGAGUCCUGGCGCAGAACCUGCAGCUCCCAGCCACCUUCUUCUGCUUCAAGAACCUGCCCGGAUACACCAGCGACUCUGGAGAGGAUACAGACGACUACGAAGAGGCUGUGAAUCGGCUGCGCGGGAAGCUGUACAAGGAGGAUAGCAGAUGCCAGGAGCAGCAACAGCAGCAGCAGGAUCAGCCGCAGGGACCCGCAGCGCAGAUGCCUGGCGUGGGAGAGAUGAAGGUGGAGCGUUGUGAAGAGGUCACCACCGUGGACCGCCCCUCGGCCUCCCCCGUUCCAGGCGGAGCCUCCCCCGCUCCCGUCGCUCCGGAAAUGUUUGCCACGACACAGGAACCAGACAGGGCGUCUCCCCGCCCCUCGUCGCCACGCGCAGCCGACACCCCGGACGCGGGAACCCAGUCGGAGGAGAUGGAGGCAACGUCGGGGGCGCUCAAGUUUUCCACGUUGCGGUGGGGCGCCCACAUGCGUGACGGCGCGGGGAGCGGAAACUCCUGGGCACUCCCGCCCAUCUCCACAGUUGACACGCCGUCGUCCUCGUUUGCCUCUCUGGCCUCGCAGGCCGCGACUGAAGCCUUCGUGCACAGUUCUGGAGAAACCCUGCAGUCGUUUGCUUCCCUCGCCACGCAGACGAGCGCGGCGAGCACGGCGAGCGUGGCGAGCGCGGUGAGUGCGGAGACCCCGUUCAGCACAACCACAGGUGAAGCGCGCUUGCUCUUCGAGUGCCCCAGGGGAAGUGAGAUCAGCUUUUCCGACCUCGCUUCCAAGAGCUCGGACUUUCUCUCCGAUAAGAAAGACGCAAACUUCUCGUGGGCGGGCGCCGGAGCGUCCGUGUUCGGGGCCGCGGGGAUCCAGAAGAAGCGCGAUGGGAGGAAGGAAGAAGAAGACGCGGACGAGGGGGGCGAGGAGGAGCAAGAGGAGGACGACGCUCGCGAGUCCAGCGAUGACAUCCACUUUGAGCCACUCGUCUCGCUGCCUGAGGUGGAGGUGCGGUCGGGCGAGGAGGAGGAGACGAUCCUCUACAAGGAGCGUGCCAAGCUCUUCCGCUGGGACCGCGAUGCCUCCACGUGGAAGGAACGUGGCGUGGGCGACAUCAAGGUGCUGCACCACGAAGCUCGGGGCGGCUUCCGGGUGCUGAUGCGGCGCGAGCAGGUGUACAAGGUGUGCGUCAACCACGCCAUCACGGCCGAGCUGCAGCUGACGCCCAUGCAGGCCUCCAACAAUGCCUUCGUGUGGAUCGCCAACGACUACUCCGAGGGCACCGGGAGGAUGGAGCAGUUUGCCUGCAGGUUCAAGACUCCGGAGCAAGCGAGAAUCUUCCUGGUGACGGUGCACGAUUGCCAGGAGCGGCUGAAGGCUCAGAGCCAAGCGGCGGACGCCCCCCCCGGCGCUACAACGGAAGACGCCCCCCUGGAGGUCUCCAGUGAGACCAACCCCACGGUGUUCCUCGACGUGGCGGCCGACGAGGAGCCGCUGGGACGGAUCUCCAUCGAGCUCUUCGCCAACGUCGUGCCGCGCACUGCCGAGAACUUCCGAGCGCUGUGCACGCACGAGCACGGCUUCGGAUACCGCAACUCCACCAUCCACAGGGUCAUCCCCGGUUUUGUGUGCCAGGGUGGAGACUUCACGAACCACAACGGCACCGGCGGCCGCUCCAUCUACGAGAAGCCGUUCGAGGACGAGAGCUUCAGGAUUCUGCACUCGCGCGCCGGCAUCCUUUCCAUGGCCAACUCGGGCCGCAACACCAACACGUCACAGUUCUUUGUCACGCUGCGUGCCACCCCGCACCUCAAUCACAAGCACGUGGCUUUCGGCGCCGUGCGGUCCGGCAUGAGCAUCGUGCGCGCCAUGGAGGAGCUCGGCUCUGAGUCGGGCAACACCACCAAGAAGAUCGUCGUCACGGACAGCGGGGAGGUCGCGCGUGACCCCUGAGGGUCUCGUCGCGUGACACCCGGUUGACAGCGCGUGAACUUGCUGUCUCGCUCUCCUCUGUAGAACCUCUUAUUUAAAAUAAGUUUCCUGCAAAUGUCGCGGGCUGCACCCCCACCACCCACCACCGUAAUGGAACAAGCGAGAUCGCUGCGCCUCGUAUUUCCUGCUGCUCGUGUAGCGGCAGAUGUCUCACUGAAGGCAAACGUGUUAUCAGCGCACCAAGUUAUAUCGUGUUAGUUGGCUACAAUAUUUCGGGAAUAAAAAGGAUGCAGAGAAUAGGGUUGUGCAUAAACGCUAUGAAGUUAAAUCCACCACUGUGAAUUACCUAGUUUUUUUCGCUGGCGAUCAAUAUUUGAGCAGAGCCAGCUAACCUCCGAGGUGACCAUGACCCUGAGAGCCGUUCUUUGAGCAGCUGAGUCACACAGUUCUGUGUGCAGUGGGACAUUAAACAAGCUCCCGAGUAAAUUUUCUAAAGUUCAGAAGUGAUCACAAGUAGAAACCUUGAGGAAGCUCCUCAUUAACACGAGCAGGGUGCACUGCUGUCACGCUUCCCUUGUCUGCCCUGCAAUUCCUGUUGUCCCAAAGUCUUUAGCUCGAUUUGUAGCGUUGAUUAAAAUUGAAAUUUAAUAUUUUGUAAAUCAAAAAUGAAGUUUGUGUUUCUGGCAUGUUCAUUGUGGAAAGAUGGGAACUGGUUGUGAGCUCCUGAGCGCUUUGUGUGCAAUUUACUUCAUCGGCUCGGCUACACACAUCAGUGGUGAAUUGCGCCCUUUGUAGUAAUUAGUGGAAUCCAUGGAAGCACAACCAUGCGUUGAUGAACAUCAUUGAUUUUCGGUGUGCUCGUUUUUUGGCGUUUCGAUAUGUUUAUGUGAAAGCCUUGGUUUUUCUCAAUUGUGCCAGAGGUAAUGGAGAGAGUAGGUGCCCCCUGUGCUUGUGGUGGUGGCGAUGGCGAGAGACUUGGAGCUGCUCUAGCGGCCAUGACGCUGCGGGGGCGACUUGGUAGGGCGAGCGUGCCCGGGUCCAUCGCCUGUUGUGCCGGCAGCGCCAGCAUUGGGCCUGAAAUCACGAGGGGUGUCGGCCGUGCGGAGUUUGUCUCUGUGAGGAGUGCGUGCGUGAUCCUAGCUCGACGUCGACCCCUCCAUGUGGUCCGUGCCUCUGGAUAUCCGUGGACAAAAAUAUCGCGUUCCUUCAGCUGUGGCUGCAUGUGAAUGCCCGGACAUCCAUUGGUCACGGAUGCAUGACCUAAACAGAGGAGUGAAAGUCGUCACUUGUCACUCCCCAAAGAUUGCGCUGCCCGUGCAGGCUCGGCCGCUGUGUCGAGAUUUGCGCAAGCUGGGAUGAGUUGAAGGCACGUGCCUGGCAGUGAGCACCCUGUGGUGCUGCGCCCAAGUGGAAACGCACCGAGCAGCGCUCGGUGGAGGAACAAACGCGCACCCCAUCGCACCCUUCAAUACGGUGGCACCCUCCAUUGAAGCUGCUACGCCUGCUAGAUAGCGUAAACCACGUUAGAGCCUUUGAUGCUGUUAAAUUUACACUUGCGUAAUGUAAUAUGACGUAAAUGACAAUGUAAAAUAUGUGUGCCCCCCCCCCCCCCCCCCAUGAGGCUUUGGGUUAUGGGGGUUGAGAGGACACUGAUCUGUUUGAAUUUGGCAGUGAAGUUGGUGUCGCGCGUGCACCGAAAUUACCAUGCACGCACGGUUUAUCUUUAUUCACAGACUCUACCUCUCGCUGCGUUCUAGUUGACACGGAACUCCAGUGUGUCCAAUGCUAGCAGGUUUGGCGGCUUUGAGCAGAGCGUUCGUACGUCUGCGCAUUUGGCUGUUGAGUGUUUUGAUAUUUAGUAAGGAAUAAAGCCGAUAUUGCUAGUUUGUGUGGAUGUGGAGGAGUGUUCAGC
Messenger RNA from Lethenteron reissneri (Far Eastern brook lamprey), 12851 nucleotides. Its product is annotated as E3 SUMO-protein ligase RanBP2-like. The record is from RefSeq and is a predicted model, not a curated record. Gene Ontology annotation, cellular component: nuclear pore; cytoplasm. Gene Ontology annotation, biological process: protein peptidyl-prolyl isomerization; intracellular transport. Gene Ontology annotation, molecular function: protein binding; GTPase activator activity; peptidyl-prolyl cis-trans isomerase activity. Lineage: Eukaryota; Metazoa; Chordata; Hyperoartia; Petromyzontiformes; Petromyzontidae.